Acytostelium subglobosum LB1 is the source of this 2322-nucleotide messenger RNA. RefSeq lists its product as hypothetical. Bases 1 to 2322 code for a protein of 773 amino acids. Lineage: Eukaryota; Evosea; Eumycetozoa; Acytosteliales; Acytosteliaceae. Gene Ontology annotation, molecular function: transmembrane transporter activity. The record is from RefSeq and is a predicted model, not a curated record. Gene Ontology annotation, biological process: transmembrane transport. The transcript has a single exon.
AUGGGCAUAAAAGAGAAUGUCAAUAAUGCCAAGUUGUUUGUAGAGAUAUCUUCCGAUGCCCAAAGGGAUGAGGAUAAUAAUACAAAGUCGACAGCUAAAUCGCCAACAAAUAUACAUAAUAUCUUAUCGAAUAGCAAUGAGCAAGAUGUUGAUGAUGGACUUGAGGAUAUAGACUUGUCAUCUGAUGAUCUGGCCGAGGAGGAGGAGGGAGAUGGAAAUGAUCAGUCAACAAACUCAACAACUUCGAUAGGUGAUGUAGCUACAUCACCAACAACCAAUGAACACAGCAACAAUGCUGCUGCCAACGAUACCAUUGGGACCGCCAGUGACAUAACCAACGAUGAUUGUACUCAAGGUUCACAAGUGGACACCUCGACAAACCUGUCCACACUCUCGCUCGACAACAAGGACACAGCCCUGAGUCAGCGCCAGAUACUUAUUAUAUUCUCGGGACUGGUGAUGUCCCUGUUCCUCUCCUCUCUGGAUAUGACAAUCGUUGCCACCGCCCUGCCAGCCAUCAGUGAAGACUUUGGAAGUCUUGACCAGCUGUCCUGGGUGGUCACCAUAUAUUUGCUGACAUCAACAUCUUCAUCGCCGCUCUACGGCAAAUUCAGUGACAUAUUUGGAAAGAAGUUGAUGCUAAUGUUCUCGCUGUUGACCUUUUUGGUGGGAUCGUUGCUGUGCGCCACUGCCACAACGAUGAUCAUGCUCAUCAUUGCCAGAGCCAUACAAGGUGUUGGUGGUGGAGGACUGAUGUCUGCCGUGAUGAUCGUCAUGGUGGAGAUUGUGCCACUGCGCGAGCGUGGCAAGUAUCAAGGCUUGAUUAGUGGAGUCUAUGCAAUCUCUAGUGUGAUUGGACCACUGAUUGGAGGCACAUUCACCGACCACAUCACAUGGCGUUGGGCAUUCUGGAUCAACCUCCCACUUGGCGUACUGGCAAUGGUGGUGGUGUUCUUUGCACUCAAGAUACCUCAAAAGGUGAUACCAUUCCGCAAGGGCAUCAAGAAGAUUGACUUUGUUGGCACAUUCUCCUUGGUGGUCAGCGUGAUCAGCUUCUUGUUGGCACUCAGCUGGGGUGGUCAGAUGUACAGUUGGUUGUCACCGAUCGUUCUUGGUCUGUUUGGUGGAUGCAUCCUCUUCUUGGCAGUGUUCAUCGUUAAUGAGUACAGAUUCACACGUCAUCCAAUCAUUCCAAUGGAGUUGUUCAAGAAUCGCAACUAUGUCGUCUGCAGUCUGGGCUCAUUCUUCCUUGGCUUCAUCAUGUUUGGCGUGAUCUACUACAUUCCACUUUACUUUCAAAUAGUUGGUGGACUAAGUGCAACAUCAUCCGGUCUGCAGUUGCUGCCCACCAUGAUGGGCAUCGUUGUGAUGGGUGUUGUCUCUGGCUUCUUGAUCACAAGAUUUGGACACUACAAGUCCUACCCGAUCAUUGGUACCAUAAUGAUGACUGUUGGUACCUUCCUCAUGUCUCUGUGGUCAACUGGUGUGUCAUCGCAGGCUGUAUACAUUGGAUUCCAGCUGUUGGUUGGUAGUGGCAUCGGCCUAACCAUGCAGAUCCUUACAAUGGUCGUCCAGAACUCUGUAGAAUACAAGUACGUCUCCAUCGCCACUGCUACCAUCAGCUUCUUCCGCACGAUCGGUGGUGUUGUUAGUGUCUCACUGUACAGCGCAAUCCUGAUUGCAAGCUUCCACAACAACCUGUCUUUGUUGCCACCCGACAUACUAGGUGAUGUCGAUCCAUACACAUUCCGCACUGAGCUCCUGACAUCAAUGGCUGAUGGUGCCCAAAAGACUGCCUUCCUCGAUGCCUACUCACGAGCGAUGAGUACUGUAUUCAUUGCUGCUGGACCAUUUGCCGCGAUUGGAUUCCUGCUGUCACUGGCCAUCAAGGCAAACAAGCUCAGAACCACUCUACAUAAGCAGAAUGACAGUGAACAAGCUGUGCCAAUAUCUGCAGCCAACGAGAAGAAGCAAGCAGUCGAUGAGGAUGUUGACAAGUUGGAUAUUGUUAUCGUUGACAACUGUGAUAGUCCAAAGGAGCAGGUAGUCGUUGAGCUCGAUAACAAUAGAACUGGCAACAGCAAAAGUAAUAGCAGCAAUAACAGUGGAAGUCGAUCGGAGAAUGAUGACGACGACGAUGGAGAAGUUGUUGAUGAUGGUGCCAAUAGAGUGGACAGUAGCAUGGUGAUACCACCACCUGUCAUGGCACCAGUGUCCAAGUCAUUGGCAUCAAGCACCAAUUGUAAGAGUAUGAAUAGUAGCAACAACAGUGGUAGUAGUAGUCACCAACCACCACAGCGCUAUCAACCUAUUGUUGUAUAA